AUAUUGGCAUUGUUUUCGUUUUUAUGUCCUUCCAUUCUCUCUUGGUGUGUCUUUCCCCUCAGGUCAUCCAAACCCAUGGAGAGAGGAAACCAAACCAGUGUCUCAGAAUUCCUCCUCCUGGGACUGUUUGACCAGGCAGAGCAGCGGCAGCUCCUCUUCGUGCUGUUCCUCUGGAUGUACCUGCUCGGGGUCCUGGGGAGCUUGCUCAUCGUCCUGGUCAUCGGCUCCAACCCACACCUCCACACCCCCAUGUACUUCUUCCUCACGAACCUCUCCCUGGCCGACAUCUGCUUCCUUUCCACCACGGUCCCCAAGAUGUUGGUCAACAUCCAGACCCACAGCAUAUCCAUAACCUACACUGGCUGCCUGGUGCAAAUGUAUUUCUUCAUUCUGUUCGUAAGUCUGGACCAUCUUCUCCUCACCGGGAUGGCUUAUGACCGCUAUGUGGCCAUAUGCCACCCCCUCCACUACACCACCAUCAUGAGCCCACGGUUCUGUAUCCUGGUGGUUACUGGAUCCUGGUUCGUCAGUUCUCUCCAUGCCCUGACACAUACUUUAAUGCUAGUCAGGUUGGACACAAAGGGUAACCAAACCGCAGUCUCAGAAUUCUUCCUCCUGGGACUGUCCGACAGGGUGGAACAGCGGCAGCUCCUCUUCGUUCUGUUUCUCUGGAUGUUCCUUCUCGGGUUCCUGGGGAGCCUGCUCAUCGUCCUGGUCAUCGGCUCUGACUCACACCUUCAUACCCCCAUGUACUUCUUCCUCACGAACCUCUCCCUGGCCGACAUCUGCUUCCUGUCCACCACGGUCCCCAAGAUGCUGGUCAAUAUCCAGACCCACAGCAAAUCCAUAACCUACGCUGGCUGCAUGGUGCAAAUGUAUUUCUUCAUUCUGUUCGGAAGUCUGGACCACUUUCUCCUCACCGGGAUGGCUUAUGACCGCUACGUGGCCAUAUGCCACCCCCUCCACUACACCACCAUCAUGAGCCCAUGGCUCUGUGCCCUGACGGUUGCUGGGUCCUGGAUCACCGUGGUCUCUUUGUUCUAUGGCACUGCGCUUGGGGUCUACUUCAGCCCCCCAUCCACCCACACAGCCAGGAGAGACUCUAUAGCGUCCGUGAUGUACUCGGUGGUGACCCCCAUGCUGAACCCUUUCAUCUACAGCCUGAGGAACAAGGACAUGAAAGCGGCCCUGAGAAAAUUCAUCAGUAGGAAAUCUGGCUUCUUCCAGAGAUUGUAA
Molecule: messenger RNA, 1236 nt
Organism: Ornithorhynchus anatinus (platypus)
Lineage: Eukaryota; Metazoa; Chordata; Mammalia; Monotremata; Ornithorhynchidae
Product: olfactory receptor 1G1-like
Exons: 4
Coding region: 76-1236 (386 amino acids)
Biological process (GO): G protein-coupled receptor signaling pathway
Cellular component (GO): membrane
Molecular function (GO): G protein-coupled receptor activity; olfactory receptor activity
Source: RefSeq, a predicted model, not a curated record